AUGGACAGCAGUCCGACCGUUUUGGACCGAGAGUCCUCGCCAGGUGACGAUCCGCAACCGUGCAUCCCGCUGGAUGACACCGACCGUCCGAGUUCGGAAAUUGGCGCCCGAGCUGUUACGUCCCGGCCAAUGCCGGCAAUCGAGUCACAAAAUCCGCGACUUCUAUCCUCGCUGUACAGUUUUCUCGUGAUCGUCAGCUUCUUUCUAGUCGGGUUCGCUGCAUUCCGUAACACACUUACCUGGCAUCUGCAGCGAUUCUGGGGCGCAUCGGGUGACUUCUGGCAGUCGCAGUGGGAUCGCUUCAUUGACUUCACCGGUGAGGAUCCGGCCCGGCUGUGGGUGCUGAGUACCACCAUCUUCACCAUGGCGGUGUACUGGAUGUUCGGCGGCAUCUACACACUGUUCGACGUUACCUGCCGGCCAGCGAUUAUACGGCGGUACAAGAUGCAGCCGGGCACGAACGAACCGGUCGAUCGGCGCCGGCUGGCAAAGGUUAUUGCGACCGUGCUGAUGAACCAAACCGUGGUCGGCGUACCGAUGGCGUACUGCAUGUACCAGGCGAUGCGAUUCCGUGGGCUGAAUGAUCUGCGCGAACUGCCCACCUUUCACUGGGUGCUGGCGGAGCUGUCGUUCUGCAUCUUUAUCGAGGAGAUUGGGUUCUACUAUGCGCACCGGUUGCUGCACAGCCGGCGCAUCUACCGGUACAUCCACAAGCAGCACCACGAAUGGACGGCCCCGAUCGCCAUCACCGCCAUCUACUGCCAUCCGGUGGAGCACGUGUUCAGCAACCUGGUACCACCGUUUCUGGGCAUCUUCAUGCUCGGCAGCCACGUGGCAGUGGCAUGGUUGUGGUUUACGCUCGUAAUACUGUCCACGCUGAAUGCCCAUUCCGGCUACCAUCUGCCAUUCUUUCCGAGCCCGGAAGCGCACGACUUCCAUCAUCUCAAGUUCAACCAGUGCUUUGGAGUGCUCGGAGUGCUCGAUCGGCUGCACGGUACUGACGCACUGUUUCGUACUACGAAGGCUUACGCACGGCACAUAAUGAUGCUGAGCUUCAUACCGGCCCGCGAAGCGUUCCCCGAGCCGGCAAAGAAGGCGUUCUAA
This is a messenger RNA of Anopheles maculipalpis, 1104 nucleotides long. RefSeq names its product fatty acid hydroxylase domain-containing protein 2. The transcript has 3 exons. Gene Ontology annotation, biological process: sterol biosynthetic process. Gene Ontology annotation, molecular function: iron ion binding; C-4 methylsterol oxidase activity. Lineage: Eukaryota; Metazoa; Arthropoda; Insecta; Diptera; Culicidae. The record is from RefSeq and is a predicted model, not a curated record. The coding region runs from base 1 to 1104 and encodes 367 amino acids.